Messenger RNA from Klebsormidium nitens, 1543 nucleotides. NCBI's taxonomy places the organism in Eukaryota, Viridiplantae, Streptophyta, Klebsormidiophyceae, Klebsormidiales, Klebsormidiaceae. The record is from the annotation of a GenBank genome assembly.
CCAAGUUCUUGUCCAGAGCGCCACUGCAUUGGGUUUUAUUAGGAAAGGGGGAAGACAGUUGUAUGCGAGCAGCAGCGCAGGAACACUUUCCCAAAGUUGUCUUUGGGCUUCAGCGGAGGAGUCUACUGCAUUUCCCAGGGGCAAGUUCGGGAUAUAAUUUUUUCUCUACUCCUUGUAUUGCUGAUUAGCAACAGUGAGAGCAAAUUUGUGUUGUCCCUGCUCAAGAUGGAACGCACGGUUUGCGAGUCCUUCUCAAUAGGCUGGCAGCCCUUGCAGGCAGCCCGCGUCACCUCUUCCCGUCUUGCUAGCAGCUCAAAGCCUGGUGGUUUUACCAAAUGCUGCCAGGUCGAGGGGGCAGGGCAAUUUAAACCUAGACAGAUCUUUGGCUCUUCAAGGCUCUGUCAACCACGCUGGCUGGCAGCCCCUCUCUGUAAUGUUGAAUUGGGUAACACUAACGCAGGAAGGUCAAAUAUCCACAAAGAAAAGAGUUUCAGAAUAAUGGCCACCAAUGGGCCCCCCUCUCGACGGCGGACAGAGCUCAGGCGACGGCCGCCAGACUACCCUCCUGACAACAAUCAACCACAGUUUCCUGAAGACUAUAGCGACUCCGAAGGGUCUGACAUCGACCUAGACUAUCUGGCCUCCGGGGGCCGGCAGGCGAAGACCCCUCGCGUCCGGCAGAUUGCGACACAGGACAAUUGGAUUCUCAAAAGUCCCUACACGCGCUAUCUGCUUGGGGGCAUGUUCAUUCUGGGGAUUGCAGCGGGGAUUGCUUUAGACAGUGUGAUCAACCUCGAACCAAACAACGUGGCGUCAAGAGAAGUUAUUGAUAGGCAGACGCCGAAUCCGGACAUCUGCCUGGCCAACGGGAUGAGCGCGCUGGUGCUUGACCAGCGGUUGUUCGUGUCAUUCAACCCGUUCAACGUGUACGUGUCUCAAGCGGAGGUGAAGCCCGGCUGUGUCCUGAGGCAGAGCAACUGGCAGGUGUUGGAAAGUCGAGGGCUGGUCACACGGGGUGAGGUGCAGGACUGCAAGAAAAACAUGAACACGUUUGGGUUUGUCGGCGACCUUCGGAAGUCGCCCGAAGUUAACUGUAUAUACCACAGCGAAACAGCAGAAAACCAGUUCCUCAAGGAUCCGUCAAAGGCAGCUCUUGGGGACGGGUUCCAACCGAAGGAGCCCGUUGAUCCUUGACGUGUUGCGAGGUUGAUUUAUAGAAAGUAUUCGGAUUGGUAGCAUUGAAACGGGGGGCUUGAAUUUGCUCUAACAAUUUGCAGCGCGCAACUUUGUGGUCAGCUAAUGGCCAGGCCACUCUAAGAUAGAUUCGGCCAGGAUUCUACAUUGUUUGUGUACAGUCUGGCACAAUUAUUGGUAGUCAUUUGGAAUGUGGGUGCAGAGCUCUAGCAGCCUUUAAAGGCCAGGCUAGUGCAAGCAGAACGUGGUUGGACGCAAAUUAAGAUACAUGAUAAGAAAGCAUCCAGCGGGCGGAACUACUAAAGCAUGCUUAUACCACCAAUUGUUGAUCCAUAAUGGUCCUAAGGAC